Aspergillus mulundensis is the source of this 531-nucleotide messenger RNA. Its product is annotated as ADP-ribosylation factor family protein. The record is from RefSeq and is a predicted model, not a curated record. Lineage: Eukaryota; Fungi; Ascomycota; Eurotiomycetes; Eurotiales; Aspergillaceae. Gene Ontology annotation, biological process: intracellular protein transport; vesicle-mediated transport. Gene Ontology annotation, cellular component: cytoplasm; Golgi apparatus. The coding region runs from base 1 to 531 and encodes 176 amino acids. Gene Ontology annotation, molecular function: GTPase activity; GTP binding. The transcript has 4 exons.
AUGGGAGGGUCACUAUCGCGGCUUUGGUCCUUGUUCUGGUCAAAGAAGGAGAUUCGGAUUCUUAUUCUCGGACUUGACAAUGCUGGAAAGACCACCCUUCUCUACAGAUUGAAGAUCGGCGAGGUCGUGACUACGAUACCUACCAUCGGAUUCAACGUGGAAUCGGUGACGUACCGAAAUCUCAACUUCAACGUCUGGGAUCUUGGAGGCCAAACAUCUAUCCGUCCUUACUGGCGGUGUUACUACGCCAACACGGCUGCUGUUGUUUUCGUAAUUGAUUCCACAGACGUUGAACGACUCAGCACGGCAGCAGACGAGCUUUCCGCUAUGCUAAACGAAGAAGAACUGCGCGAGGCAGCCCUCCUAGUAUUCGCCAACAAACAGGAUCAGCCCGGUGCGAAGGGCGCUGGAGAGAUCUCAGAAGCUCUUAAGCUCGGUGAAUUGCGGGAUAGGAACUGGAGCAUCGUGGCUUGCUCGGCAAUUGAUGGUAAGGGUCUGAACGAGGGUAUGGACUGGUUGGUGGUACGUUGA